Patiria miniata (bat star) is the source of this 9271-nucleotide messenger RNA. RefSeq lists its product as uncharacterized. The record is from RefSeq and is a predicted model, not a curated record. Gene Ontology annotation, molecular function: protein binding; calcium ion binding. The transcript is spliced from 54 exons. Bases 599 to 8875 code for a protein of 2758 amino acids. Gene Ontology annotation, biological process: cell-matrix adhesion. NCBI's taxonomy places the organism in Eukaryota, Metazoa, Echinodermata, Asteroidea, Valvatida, Asterinidae.
UAUACUGCGUCUUGCACGGGCCAAGCAACACAACAAGGAAAGCUAUGAACAACUCGCAAAAGUCCUGUCUCAAGAGUAUCUGGUUUAUUCCACACUCCUGCAUCCCACCAUGUGCCAGAACGCAAUAUUAUUCAGACUCUUUGCAAGCGGGAACGGGUCCAAAUUCCGCCAACAGGGGUACAUCAUGGAUACAGACACUGCAUCCAUGCACAGCGCCCACUGUUGUGUUGGCGGAGGCGAGUCGAUGUGACAUCGCCCCCUAGUCCGAAGACAUUUGUUCCAAAUCUUCAUUUUCAUCUUCAUUUCAGUACAUGGCAACAUGCCAAACUUGGCCCAUGACGCCAUGGGGUGCAGAGUGUGUUCAGUUUUGUCCAGGUAGGAUGGCCACCUUGAACAACUCAAGGGACUUUAGGGAGGUGAUGGACUGGGGGAGUUGAUUCCAAUCAACUACGGUCCGGGGGAAGAGAGAGUUUUGGUACUUGGGUAGUUCUGGUCUCAAGCCGCUGGUUCGCAUCCUGGUUGAAGUGGCGACUGGAGUGGUCAGCUGUUCUUUUGUUAUUAGCUGGAUGGUGACAGGAAAACUUCCGGUGUGGAUUUGAUGAAAGUGGAAACUUUGACGUGUUUGCCGGGUGAUUUUGAUUGUGGGCAUUCUGUCUGCAUCGACGGCGCCUGGCAGUGUGACUAUACAACUGACUGUCGUGGAAGUGUUGAUCAAAGCAAUUGUGCCCGGGAUCGCUUUGUUUACAUCAAGGAAACUGCAUCAGCACGACUGGUUUCUCCGAAUUAUCCUAGCUCUUAUCCAGACAACAGAGACAGAACAUGGAUCAUCCAAGCAGAGGAAGGUCGGAAGAUUCGUAUCAGUUUCUCUAGUUUUGACACGGAGUAUCGGCACGAUUAUGUCCAGGCUGGUGAUGGCAACGUAAGUGCAGUCAACAUGUUCUUUGAAUGGAGCUGGACGAGGCCACCCCCUGAUCUGGUGUCUAGUGGAAACUCCAUGUGGUUGAAAUUCCGGUCAGAUGGAAGCUACAGACGACGUGGAUUCUUGCUAUCGGCUCUCAGCGUUCCUGUCACUGAAACACUGAACUGUUCUCCUUUUGAGUUUGACUGCGGACAUUCAGUCUGUAUAAGUGGGGCCUGGCAGUGCGACUCCAUACUUGACUGCUUUGACGGAGGGGACGAACGUAAUUGUGGAGAAGACGAUGAUAUUUACCUCCGUUCUAACGAGACAGCCGAAAUCAUCCUACCAACCUAUCCCAGCAACUACCCCAAAAACAUUGAUCGUACGUGGCUGAUCGAAACGGAAGAAAAUCGACGAAUUACCGUCACUUUCCCGGACUAUGUGACGGUUUCUGGAGAAUACGUAUUCAGGGCUGGUGACGGUAAUGGUACUGCAAACACCGAAAGUGUCUUCUUGGAGUGGACCAGGUAUUCCACACCUCCGCCCCUUCUCUCAGCUGGGAGUGCGAUGUGGCUGAGGUUCGAGCCAGCUGGCAAAGGAACACUAGUAUUUGCAUUCCCUCUUUUGAUUAAAAGUGUCCCAUUUUCAGCUACUCUAACGUGUUCUCUGGGUGAGUUUGACUGUGGCCAUUCUGUCUGCAUCAGUGGGGCCUGGCAGUGUGACACUCUGUCAGACUGUUUGGAUGGAAGGGAUGAACUCCAUUGUGAUGAACCCCGAUUUAUAUUCAUCCGUGAAAAUGAAACCACCCAGCUGGUCUCACCUGGUUACCCUGGCAACUAUCCCACUAACGUUGACAUUGUGUGGAUCCUUCAAACGGAAGAAGACCGCAAGAUAUACAUUACUUUUCAACGUUUUGAAACGCAAAUUCACAGAGACUUUUUGCGUGCGGGUGAUGGUAACAUGACAACUAACGCGUUCUUCGAGUGGGAUAGUUAUUACAAUAUACCUCCCGAUCUCCUGUCCAAUGGAAACACCAUGUGGUUGAGAUUUACAUCGGGCAGUUAUUACUAUGCAAGACGUGGAUUUUCUCUAACGGCUACCAGUGUACCAUCUAGAGAUACUUUGAAGUGUUCUCCUGGAGAGUUAGACUGUGGCCAUUCUGUCUGUAUAAGGAGUGCCUGGCAGUGUGACGGGUAUACCGAUUGUCUAAACAGAAUAGAUGAACAAAACUGUGAUGCCGACCGUGCAGUUUACAUCGGGGAAACUGAAACGGCCCUGCUAGCCUCGGCGCGUUUUCCAACUUACUACUAUCUCAGUAACAGAGACACAACUUGGAUCAUCCAAACAGAAGAAGAUCGAAGGAUUCGUUUGAGUUUCAACUCCUUAUUCCGGACGGAGUACCGGUACGACGUCGUCCGUGCUGGUGAUGGCAACAGUACUUCAAACAACAUCUUCUUUGAGUGGAGCUGGGUAAAGGUCCCACCUGAUAUCAUCUCCAAUGGGAACACGAUGUGGCUUACCUUUGUGACUGAUGGAAGUACUACAUUUACUGGGUUUUCCUUACAUGCUGUCAGCGUUCCAUCAAAUGAAACUUUAACAUGCCUUCCAGAUGAGUUUGAUUGUGGACAUUCUGUUUGCAUCAGGGGUGAUUGGCGGUGUGACUAUGUGGCGGAUUGUCUCGACGGGAGUGAUGAACUCAAUUGUGGAAAGAUCAACAUCAGUGACACUGAAAGUGUAUUGAUAUCAUCUCCACGUCUAAGUUAUACGCCAAGAAAUUUCUACAUGACCUUGGUAAUUACAACCAAGAAGGACCAGAAUAUAAUCAUCACCUUCACCUCUUUUCAAACUGUGUUGGAGGAUGGAAGAUUUCGGGCUGGGGAUGGUUCGGAUAAUACAAAUGAAACAGGCAUAUUUUUCAGUUGGAGUGGAAAUAGACCUCCUCCAGAUCUUCUCUCCGAUGGAAAUACAAUGUGGCUGAGCUUCGAAACAGGAAAAAGAUCUAUCUCGCAAUACUUUCAAUUACGGGCGAACACUGUAUCACCAAAUGAAAGCAUAACCUGUUCUUCCAGCGAGUUUCAUUGUGGGCAUUCUGUUUGCAUCAGUGCCAGCUGGUUAUGUGACGGCGUGUCUGACUGCGUCGAUGGAGUCGACGAACGCACCUGUGAAACCUGUGUGGGUCGUUGUUUUCUGGAUGGUCCUCGACGAGGUGAAUGUUGGUGCGACGAUUCGUGCAUCGACUUUGACGACUGUUGCCCAGAUUUCCUAUCUAUUUGCAAAGGCAUCGGCAACAUGGACUCGAGCACCGUACAACCAGGGAAUGUCGAUGAGUGUGAUCCUGAUUCGCCGUCACUCAACUGUGAUGUCAACGCCGUCUGCAUUGACAAUUCUAUGAACUACAUUUGCAGUUGUAUUCAUGGAUAUUCAGGGGAUGGUAUCUCAUGCACAGAUGUAGAAUCUCCUAACAUAUUGUGUCCAGCAAACCUGACCGUUUACACUGCCUGCAGUAAGACCUACUCCACAGCAACACUACCUGAUGCUGAUUUCAUCUCUGACAAUUCCGGAGUAGUCUCUGUGACUAUUCAUGUCGACGAUUCUACGUUUGAGGUUGACGAUGCUGUCACCUUGUUUUUAGCGGAUUCUCCUUACUUAGUGCGCUAUAACGCCACCGACGAGUCGUCUAAUUCUGCGGAAUGUGAAACUUACAUCAUGGUAGCCAAUGUCACAGAUGCAGCAUUUUGUGAAUCAACGGGCAACCCUCCAAACUGCAUCUGUCUUCCCGACCAGGCACCAGAUUGCACUUGCUCAUCUGGAUACUGUGGACACGAUUGUUCUCAGUCCUCGGAGGGAGUUGAGUGCACCGGUCCGGCUAUGCCAUAUCCAAACUGCACAGACAUUGAUGAAUGCGAUCCAGGCCACUCCGGUCCACGCUGUGAUGCUGAUGGCAGUGCACUUCAGUGUCCCGAGGUUGGUAACGAGUGUCUUGACGAAGGAGUCUCGUCGGUGUCCAUAAGUUGGAGACUGUCUACAAGUUUAGAUCCAGUCGGAGCGGACAUCAGCUGCACAAACGUGGAAGAUGGGACAAGUGUGAAUACGACAGGUGGUGUGUUUGGAAUUGGCACACACCUCGUCAUCUGCUCCUCACUUAGCGGUGGCUCUGAAGAUUGCUUGAUUUCUUUCAGUGUUUCCGCAUAUCCGGAUCUCACAGUACCAGCAGUCGGUGAUCAGUGCACGGAUCCAGGCGUGGACACAGCUACAGUGACAUGGACCGAGGUUUAUGCCAUGGACGCUGGUGAAGUCACCAUUGAUUGCACAGAUUCUGGUGAUGGUGUUGGUGUCGGUCUUACAGGAGGCGUAUUCGGAGUAGGACCGCAUACCAUCACCUGCCGUGCUGUCAAUGCCGCAGGCUGUGAGACAUCCAGGAGCAUCACAUUCAAUAUCAUGAAGGGGAAUCUGAUUCCAUACGGCUCAGACGUUGGCGAUCGACGACUGUCAGACGAACCUCAGCUGCUACGAUUGCCUAAGAAGGACAAGAUUUCACGAACCAUUUAUCCGCCCAAUUUCUUUCCUUACUGCAACGGACUUUAUGAGAAGAUAUAUUUCACUGACAAUGGUGUAAUUGUUCUGUCCAACGAGCAACGUCUCGACAAAUUCGCAUUUCCGAGUUCCAGAGGCCGUUUCUUCAGAGGCACCGAGACUAUGAUUACUCCAUUUUGGGCCGAUGUCAGAGGCGAUGCAUUUACUGCUGCGAAAAAUGUUUUCUGGCAGAUUUACGACAAGUCUGACCUCGACACCAACCAAGAAAUAAUGGAUAUCAUCCGAGCUAACGUGUCAGCAAGCGACUUUCAGGCGAACUGGGCACUUGUCAUUACUUGGAGUAAUGUCCUAGCACGACCAAACAAGCCGUUUUCAUAUGAGACAAACACAUUCCAAGCUGUGCUGGCGACGGAUGGCAUCCAUAGCUUUGUGAUAUUCAAUUACGAUCCAUGUGGGAUGAACUGGGACUUCAGAUUUCUGAAUCCCAAUGUCAUCCUAGGUUUCACUUGUGGAGCCUCGGGUAAGCAUGUCUACGUGGACGUACCGGAACACUCGCUGUACCGUCCCGGUGACAUUGUCGGUAACACUGGGAUGAGAGGACGCUGGAUCUACCAACUUGACACCCUCCCAGAUGACUUCGUCAAUCCUCGUUUGUCCUGCCACAAUUGGUACGACCGUCAGAUACCUUAUCCUGAGUUUGCUCUCUACUAUCCUCCAUUUGCCGAUACCUGCCCGUGCAGUUUGGUAGCAGCAAAUUUUGACUGGCGAUUCACACAGGUUCCCUCCAAAAACCUGCCUCCGGCCUUGGGUUCAAGAUUUCCUGCUGUUUGCUUCGUUCGACUGUUCCAAUUUCCUGGGACGCCAGGCCCUCAGUGUUGCUACAACAUAUUCACCUGUGAUCUCCUGUAUUACGUCAGGAGUCCAAGAAUUGCUUCUGUCUUUGAGCGGUACCCAGUCAGCCCUGUAUACUACACGGAGAAUUUGUACCAGCAAUGGUUAGAGGAGGAGGUGCGGCCUCGAUAUUACUGCUGUCAACGAUCAGCACUUUGCCAUCUUUACAUAGAAUGGCGCCCUCUCAUGACAUGCUGGGCGUACGUUCCUCCUGCCUGGGUGUGGUUCUGGGGAGAUCCCCAUAUCGUUACACUUGAUGGACUGGAGUACACCUUCAAUGGUCUGGGUGAAUACACACUGGCACUCAUCGAGGAUGACGAUGGACAACGAGUCUUUGAACUGCAAGGUCGCACACGACAGGCCGUGGAUACAGAGACAGGGCAACUUAGCCAGGCCACUGUCUACUCUGGUUUCGCUGCGUUGUACACAGGAGAAGCAAGGAUUGAGAUCAAGUUGAGUGAUGAUGCCAUGGAUUUGGUAACGACUGUCAAUGGGACCGUUGUCACACCCACUGCUCAAGGCUUGCUGUUUGAAACUCUUCAGGUAAUGAGGGUGGAGAACCCAAUCAAAGUCAGCGUCAUGUAUUCUGAUCAUGUCACCUUUACCGUCGGUGUGAACAACAGUAUGGCCGACAUCACCGUCCUUCUGAACCAGGACUUCAAAGGCAAAACGAAAGGAAUUCUAGGUGUGUGGGAUGACGAUCCAAGCAAUGACGCUUUGACGCGUAAUGGCACUCUGCAGACGGGCUCUGGAGCUGAUGGAGAGCUGGUGGAGCGGGACUACUUCGAAUUUGGUGAAACAUGGCGAAUUUCGGAGGAAGACUCUCUGUUCUUCUACCAGUCUCCUAAUGAAAGCUACGGCUCCUUGAAUGACCCCAACUUCACUCCAGACUUCCUGCAAGAGUUGAUUGACAAGGCACCGCCGGGCAAAUACGAGGAGGCCAAGGCCGUCUGCGGGUCAAGCAAAACGUGUCUGUACGAUUCCUUGGCCCUGAACGAUACAAGCAUCGGCAUGGCUACCUUAAUGCUCAAUGAGAUGAACAGCAUUAAUAUGGCCAUGUCAAUGAACUUCCCGCCCAAUCUGACGCUGGUAGAGUCCAUUGAGGUUGUUGUAGGACAGGCCUUCACCUUGCAGUUAGAAGCAGUUGAUCCAGAUGGAGAUAAUGUCACAUACCACCUGCUUCAGAGCGUAGAAGGAGCUUCAAUUUCAUCUGAUGGCCUGUUCACAUGGACUCCUGCAAACAAGUCCAAGGUCUCGAUCGGUUUCCUAGCCACAGAUGGUAUAGCAAAUGCAACGCUUGAACCCAUUGUGCAGCUUUGUGGCUGUGAGAAUGACGGCACCUGCCUGUUUGAUCAGUACGUCAGUGGAACUAAUCUCGUGCAGGAUCGUUUUGGGGUGGUGUUGUGUGAGUGUCAGCCGGGUUGGACCGGUGAGUUUUGCGAAAUGGAUUACGACGCCUGCGCUGACAACCCUUGUUUCAUGGACGUGGCUUGUACUGAUGAGGCCCCGCCAUCGUACAACAGCACCUGCGGACCUUGCCCUGAAGGACUCGAGGGAGACGGCAAGAGCUGCCAAGAUAUUGAUGAGUGCGAGUUGUACAUCAACCAGACAGCUAGCAAUGGUGGACUUGGUUGCGAUCAAAACUGUGAGAACAUCCUGAUGAACUACACGUGCAGCUGCAAUCUUGGAUAUUUACUGCACGAGGAUGGCAGGCGAUGCAUCGAAGCACCUUCCACCGUGGUUCCAGUUUCCAGUGCAGCUUCAACAUCAACUUAUCAAUCAGAGACCUCCACUGCAGAGCCACCUUCAACCAUGAAUCUGAUGUCAACUGCAGCUUCAACAACUCGUUCGGCAACAUCUUCUGCAGAGCCACCUUCAACCGUGAAGUCAAUGUCAACUGCAGCUUCAACAACUCGUUCGGCAACAUCUUCUGCAGAUACCCCAUCGACAACCUCUCAUAGAUCGACUGCAACUUCAACAGUGACCUCGAAAACGACUUCUCAAGGAGCGCCAUCAACGACAGCUGCGAUGCUAAAUGCCGCUGCGACAACUCGUUUAUCGGAUACCUCUGCUGCAGGAGCGCCAUCAACGACAGCUGCGAUGCCAAAUGCCGCUGCGACAACUCGUUUAUCGGAUACCUCUGCUGCAGGAGCGCCAUUAACAACAGCUGCGAUGACAAAUGCGGCUUCGACAACUCAUCUAUCGGAUACCUCUGCUGCAGGCAUUCCUUCUACGACCCCUCGGAGAACAACUUCAACUUCAGCUGUGACUUCAAAAACGACCACUGCAGUUUUUCCCCCAGAGCAACCAAGCGCAACCGAGAAAAUGACCACUGCUAUGUCAAAAGCAGAGUCAACGACUGAGCGAAUCACAACAGCUCGUGGCACCUCAGCAGAACCUACAACUACAGACUGCCAGCCGUUAAUCUGUCUGAAUGGAGGGACAUUUGAUGCUGAGUCUUGCGAGUGUGUUUGCCCACUUACACAUUCAGGAGCAACAUGUUCUGUUGAGAAUCCAUGUCUUUCUGGUAAUAGAUGCCCUGGUGCUCAACACUACUGUUUGCCAGACUUGAACCAAGAUGGCUUCACUUGUGUUUGCAGUGUCUUUGAUGGGUUUUUCCCGCAAGACGAUGGUUCGUGUCGAAAACUUCCGUCUAAACAGAUUGUGCUGAUAGCUGUUUUGGAUUUCAAUCAGGCCUACCAAAAUCCGUCAUCAGCUGCAUUCCGGAGACUCGCUGCAGUGUUUGAACGGGCGAUUUUCAUGAGACUGAAGGAGAACCCAUCUACCAACAAUGUAUCUUCAGUUCACGUCCCGUUGAUGGAGGAAGGUAGUGUUGUCGUGAGGUCUGUGGCUUCAUUUGAAAACGGUGCGCCCUCAGACGCCAGCCUGCAGCAAGUCAUGUCUAGCAGUCCAUCACUGAGCGACGGCAACACAGUCAUCAACUUCGACCAGGAUGCCAUCACUGUAAAUGAUGGGGAAGUAGGAUGUGUACCGACCCACUGCAAGAAUGGUGGGACAUGUGAGGCGUCUGGAAACUUUCCUUAUGUGUCGUUUACGUGCAGUUGUCCAGCUUCAUAUACUGGGGAACGUUGUGAGAUAGAAGUCCAAGAGCCUGAUGGUGGCGGCCUAUCCACAGUCACUAUAGUACUUAUCAUCGUUGGCUGCAUUGUGCUGCUUACCGUUGUGAUAUGCAUGCUGGUCUGCUUGUGUCUCAUGAUGCAAAGUCAACAGGCCAAGUCGCUGGCUUACCGUCAGGGCAGACAGCAGUCUCGUGUGCCAAGAGAAAGCGGGAGCAUUCUUGAUAACUACGGUGAUCUGAGUACGGAGUCUGGUGAUUUCUCCCAUAUGGCAGAUUUCGAUGACGAAGGCGGUAGGAUGAGUCAUCUCAUGCACGUGAUGAACCGUUCUCCCUACCUGCAACAGAACUUGUCUGGUCGAGAGGAGUUUGUCCGACCCUACAUGGUUACUGGAAUGGAAGGGCCGUAUCAGUAUCGUGAGGAUCGUCCCGUUAACCCAGCAGGUCGUGUGGUGCGCAAUCCUAUGGUCAACUAGACAUCCCAUCCACUCACUGCACCUUUACUACAUUUUGCUAAACCUGAGUGUAACACAUAUUUCAAGUUACUUUUACUGAUAUCCAUUCGAUAACUUGAUAACAGGUCGCUAUUUUUCUAACUGGAAGAUUAACAUUACUGCAAGGAAUGAUUUAAUGGUGCGUGUUAAAAUUUCAAGAAACUUUCCUCUUUGUUUUGUUUAACUCUGACAACUCUGUCUUCUUCAGACAAGGUUUGCAUCUUUAGCUGAUAGUUGAAUCGGGACGCUUUUGUACCAGCAUACUGACCGAUCUUUUGAAUUGUUACCUUUGCGUAUGUUACUCAGAAAAAAAUUGUAAUCAACAAGCGUUAACGAAUAUUACGUUUAAAGUAAAUAUCGGUGGAUGGGUAUUGUAUC